Messenger RNA from Pistacia vera, 1042 nucleotides. RefSeq names its product ras-related protein RABB1b. The record is from RefSeq and is a predicted model, not a curated record. The transcript has 6 exons. Gene Ontology annotation, biological process: regulation of endocytosis. Gene Ontology annotation, molecular function: GTPase activity; GTP binding. Gene Ontology annotation, cellular component: endosome. Bases 183 to 818 code for a protein of 211 amino acids. NCBI's taxonomy places the organism in Eukaryota, Viridiplantae, Streptophyta, Magnoliopsida, Sapindales, Anacardiaceae.
GUGUCCGUGUCGGUCAAUUAAUACGGUGCCGUCUUAAUCUAGAAAUUCAUCUAUUAUUUUACAUUUGUACUUUCUUCUUCGUGUAUUCAUUCCUUCUUCUCUCUUUCAAUUCUCAACUUCUCAAGACUAAACGCAUAGACAGCGACCUAUUUUUGUACGAAAACUACCGUUUCGUAUCAGACAUGUCUUACGAUUAUCUCUUCAAGUACAUAAUCAUCGGAGAUACUGGAGUAGGGAAAUCAUGUCUGCUAUUACAGUUCACUGACAAGAGGUUCCAGCCAGUUCAUGAUCUCACCAUUGGUGUUGAGUUUGGUGCUCGUAUGGUUACCAUCGAUGGCCGUCCUAUCAAGCUUCAGAUUUGGGACACUGCUGGGCAAGAAUCUUUCAGAUCCAUCACGAGAUCUUAUUACAGAGGAGCAGCUGGAGCACUUCUGGUUUAUGAUAUAACUAGGAGAGAGACAUUUAAUCAUUUGGCAAGCUGGCUAGAGGAUGCCAGGCAGCAUGCAAAUCCCAAUAUGACAAUUAUGCUCAUUGGGAACAAGUGUGAUCUUGCACAUCGGAGGGCUGUUAGCAAGGAGGAAGGAGAACAGUUUGCAAAGGAAAACGGGCUUUUAUUUUUGGAAGCAUCUGCAAGAACAGCUCAGAAUGUUGAAGAGGCCUUCAUAAAAACUGCUGCCAAGAUCCUUCAAAAUAUUCAGGAAGGCGUGUUUGAUGUAUCCAAUGAGUCAUCUGGAAUAAAGGUUGGGUAUGGACGCCCACAAGGUCCAUCAGGCGCUAGAGAUGGAGCAGUUGCUCAGAGAAGUGGAUGUUGCAGUUGAAUGGAACCAAAAUUGAAAGUCUGUAGUUAAUCCCUUUCUGGAAUUUACAUAGGCCUUCUACACACUAAUAUGGAUAUAUAAUCCUCAAAAAAAAAAAUGUGAUCAAACUUUAUGGAUGACAUUCAAUGUAUAGAUCUUAUCUCACCUGUCUUUUGCACUGAAUCAAUGUCACUGUCCUCCAUUCAUCUCAUUUUAGUGCCCAAAGAUUGCUUUAUGGGUGUAGU